This is a messenger RNA of Chrysoperla carnea, 670 nucleotides long. RefSeq names its product nuclear envelope phosphatase-regulatory subunit 1 (gene Cnep1r2). The record is from RefSeq and is a predicted model, not a curated record. Gene Ontology annotation, cellular component: cytoplasm; Nem1-Spo7 phosphatase complex. Lineage: Eukaryota; Metazoa; Arthropoda; Insecta; Neuroptera; Chrysopidae. The transcript has 4 exons. The coding region runs from base 134 to 517 and encodes 127 amino acids.
AACCACUAUCGAGUAAAAAAUGAACCAAAAUGAAUUGAACCGGCAUUUUUUUAACAUAUUGUCAAAAUUAAAUGUAAACAUAAAUAUUCAUAUCACAGCAUAAAGUUCAUCUAGUCGUUUAGUAAUAAUUACCAUGUCAAUGGAGCAAACAGCAUGUGAAGAUUUGAAAGCUUUUGAAAGACGAUUAACUGAAGUUAUUGCCCACUUACAACCUUCAGCAACUAGAUGGAGAAUAAUAUUGGUGAUUAUAUCGAUAUGCACAGCAGCUGGAGCUUGGCACUGGCUUACAGAUCCUGAUACCGCUGCUGUACCGUUUAUGCAAUCAUUAUGGAAUCAUCCGUUCUUUGCAAUUGCAUCUCUUAGUUUAAUGGUACUUUUUGCCAUGGGCAUCCAUAAACGAGUGAUUGCACCAUCAAUUAUAACAGCACGAACUCGAACAGUCUUAGGCGAUUUUAAUAUGUCAUGUGAUGAAACUGGAAAAUUAAUUUUAAAACCUCGACCGACAGUAACAACAUGACAGCUGUACAUGGCUUAGAAAAUUGUUGAGUGUUUGAUGUGUAUAAAUUAUUUUAUUUCAUUUAAUUGUAGUUAUUUCAUUUUUACAUAUUGUAUCAUGAUUGUUGAGACAACUAUCAUUUUGAAUAUUCGUACCUACUACAUAAAUAUAAUA